Molecule: messenger RNA, 1227 nt
Organism: Parnassius mnemosyne (clouded apollo)
Lineage: Eukaryota; Metazoa; Arthropoda; Insecta; Lepidoptera; Papilionidae
Source: the annotation of a GenBank genome assembly
AUGGCGCAGAAUAUUCUAAUAAAUGACCUCCCUCUAGAAAUAUUUAUCAAAAUUCUUAAGGAAGUUGAUGGAGUGUCAUUAGGCAAAUGCCGAAGGGUGUGCAAAAAGUGGAGAGAUGGUAUCGAUGGUAGUGAUCAGAUUUGGCAUGAAGUGUGUCGAAAAGAGUUUAAACAUUCCUCUGAAAUAGCGAAGCGAAAAGCUGGAAAUAUCUGCCGAUGGUAUCAUAUAUAUAAGAAUCUUAAAAUGUGGAUUGAUAUUACGACAUUCGAUAAAAAAGUGCGCGAGUUUUAUAAAUUUUCGCUCCACGAUAAAUCGCAUGCUCUUGACGUCGAUUAUGGAGUUUUACCGUUGAAAGAUGCUAAAGGAGUAGUUUUCUAUGAUAUGAGUAAUCUGAAAUAUAUACCUGUUGCAAUUUCAGAAACCAAUUGCUGUAAAGUUACCAAUAAUGACCAUGUUUCAGUUAUCUUGACGAAAACAGGAUUAUAUGUACAAAAAUGUGUAGAUUCUAAUGGCGUAACUGAAGGUUUCUUUAAAGCAGAAAAUUUUGUUCUAUCUGGUGAAGUGAUCUACUUCCAUAACGGUAGAGAUGUUUAUAAAAUAGAUCUUACACUUGACAAUAUAACAUCUAAGCUUAUAACCCUCUGCAACUACAAUAUCAAAGAGAUUCAGUAUUGUGAUGGGAUAUUACAUUUAUUUACUACUUGUGGAAAAAUAAUAAAUAUCACAAAUAAUUAUGAGAUCACAGAAAAACCAAUAAACUGUCCUAUAGAAUGGGUGAAGCAUUUAAAGAAUAUAUGUGCUAUAAAUGAUCAUAAUUUUGUUUGUUAUUCACGCAACUUAUUCAAACUAGAUACAGAUAAAUAUCAUCAUUUAUAUUUAGAGUUUCCUACUAUAACAGCAUUAUUUUUCUAUGCUGAUGUGGUUCUUUUAGGAACUAGGGCUGGUGAGUUGUUGCUGUAUCGCUUAUCUAGCCAAAAGAAGGGACCUAUGUCUAGACCAAUAUUUGACACCUUAGCAAUAUUGCCAGAAGGGAAAUUUGCCGUGCAAUUAGAUGUGUGUGAAAGGAAAAAUGGGCCUUUAAUCAUAGCAUCUACAUUUUUUGAGAUUAUUCUUGUAGAGUAUGACUUCUUUCCUCAUGAACAAGAACCAAAAUGCAGCUUCCCAGUUAACAAGUUGACUAUGUACAAAAGACUACUUAGACUAAAAGAUAGGCUACAGUCUAGUUAA